This is a messenger RNA of Copidosoma floridanum, 2085 nucleotides long. Its product is annotated as NECAP-like protein CG9132. NCBI's taxonomy places the organism in Eukaryota, Metazoa, Arthropoda, Insecta, Hymenoptera, Encyrtidae. The record is from RefSeq and is a predicted model, not a curated record. Gene Ontology annotation, biological process: endocytosis. Gene Ontology annotation, cellular component: membrane; clathrin vesicle coat.
GCGUGACAGAGAGAGAGAGAGAUAUUUAUGUAUAUAUGUAUAUAAAAUCCUUAUCAACUCAGCGGAUACGGAUAGCGUUGUGCGUUGUGGCGAGAGAUAAGAGUAGGUACGGCUGCGUCGAGAAUAAAAGAGAGAAUCCAAUCUUUCGGAUAGGUACCUACAUGUUAUUGUAAAAUCUAUGUAUGUACGUGUAUAAAAACGGAGCAUUGGAGCAAAGCUGCACAAAAGUGGGUAAGGGUAAAAAAACGAGGCAGUGGCAGUGCGCGCUCUCUUUCUCUUCUCAAUUCUCUUCAGUAUAGUUUAAGUACAAUCCCGUUGAGGAAGACAUCACUGUUGCAGCCCAGGGGUGAUUUCUAUACGCUUCUGUCAAAACGUCAGAAUUACAAUAAUAGUAGGUGUGUAUAAUACAAGCGGUGUGUGUCGCGUGUCGAGUGUCAGCCGUUAGUUUUCCGUAUAUAAUCUUUUGUACUCGUGUCAUAUCAGUAGUUGGGCGAGCGCCAGCUCUCCCAUAAUAUAAUACUUAGCUAAGUACAGAGAAAGAGAGAGAGAGAGAGAGAGAGAGUACACAAAAAGAAGAAGGAUUACUAAGUAUACUUAUUGCCUACGCGUUUCAUAUGGUUCGUGCAAAUUGCGUUACAUUUUAAUAUUUAAGUGCUGCUGUAGUAUAAGUACAGCGUGUGCGCGGGUGAUUCACAAAACGAAGAGAAGAAAAAAUAACAGCGAGCAGAAGAUUAAGGAUGGAGCCAACUACGGAAACGUACGAGAGCGUGCUGCUGGUCAAGUCCGAGGUUUUCGUCUUCAAAAUACCGCCAAGGUCGACCAACAGGGGCUAUCGCGCCGCCGAUUGGAAUCUGCAGGAGCCCUCGUGGACUGGCAGGAUGAGACUGGUGGCUCAGGGUGACGCGGUUUGCAUAAAGCUCGAGGAUAAGGCGAGUGGUCAGCUGUUCGCCAAGUGUCCGAUCGAGACGUAUCCUGGCAUCGCCGUCGAGCCGGUCACCGACUCGUCCCGUUACUUCGUCCUUCGGAUACAGGACGACAAUGGCAGGUCUGCCUUCAUUGGUGUUGGCUUUCUCGACAGGAGCGACAGCUUCGAUCUAAACGUUGCACUCCAGGAUCAUUUCAAGUGGCUCAAGAACAAGGACCAAAUUGAAAAGGAGAAGCAACAGCCCAAGCAGGAAUUAGAUCUCAGGUUCAAGGAGGGCGAGACUAUCAAAAUCAACAUGAAAAUUACUAAAAAAGAUGGCAGCGAAGUAUCGUCAAAGACAAAGCAGCGACCGAGUACAGGCAUCGGACUUCCGCCGCCUCCCGGUGGGGUAAAAAUCGCCCCGCCACCAGCAAAAACACCUACAAUGUCACCCGCGCACAAGCCUACACAGAAUCCACAAAAUCAUAGUGGAACAGGUUCCGAAUGGGGCGAAUUUGCAAGUGCGUCGCAACAGCAACAGCAGCAGCAGCAGCAGCAGCAGCAGCAACAACAGAAUACAUCAGCAGCUCCCGCGUCCGCGACGAAUGCCAGUUGGGUGCAAUUUUAAUAGAUGUUUAAAUUACAAUUAGCUGCAGCAUAGAUUCUUGAUUUCUGUAUGUAUAAUUUAUACAUAAAUAUAUUUAUAUAUAAAUAUAUAUUUGAAAAAUAGCGAUGUUAAGCACAUAUAUAUUAUAUGCUCUUAUAUGGGUGUGAAGCGCGUUACGGUGGGAUACUGAAAAAUGAAAAAGUGUGGAUGCAUGGUCCUUAAGAUUGUCGAUAUUUUAGUUUAGUUGAUAAAUGAAUGUUAAGAGAUGGAGAAAAAAGACAAAUUAUAAUGUCGCAUUUACAGUAAAUAAGAGCUAGACGUAAAUCCCUGUUUUCCUUUUUAUGUACUAGAUUUUUAAUUACAGUAUUAGCAUGAACUUUUUGUAUGACGUUCACUGUGUUUCGUAUGUUUUGUGAAUUCAACUCUUGCGUGAUGGGGAGAAGAAUUUUCUCAACCAAUGUUAGAUAAGUAUACCUUUCAAGUUUGUAAAUAUUGUUGAUCUACGAAAAUGAAGUAUAUUAUACUAGAGAAUCAUUAGGCCUACAUAGAUAAAAAAAUAAAAAAAUAAAAGAUA